UCCUUCGAGGAUGCCUACCGAUCACCCCAAAGGAAUGUCAGCUCAUGCACCUCCCCCGGCAUUGAUACUCCCUACGUCUUGCAAAAUCAGACUGGUCUGGAUUUGGCAAUCAUUAUUGAUGGUCGACCACUGAGAAUGGUGAAGGAGAACGCAGCGACCCCAGCCUCAGCGUUAGCGUCAGCCGCAUCCUCUUCUGCCGAGUUGAAGUCUGAGACCGCGUCGGCAGCCAGCAGCGGCUUGGUUUGUCAUCGAAUUUCGAAGUUCGAAACAGUGGGCUUCAUUGAUGCCGCCCUCGAUAAAGGCGUGAGUACUCUGUCUUUUGAUUACUGGGCAGCCGAAUCGCUGUCUUAUGUAACCCUCAGGAAUCAGUAG
Dibothriocephalus latus is the source of this 372-nucleotide messenger RNA. The record is from the annotation of a GenBank genome assembly. NCBI's taxonomy places the organism in Eukaryota, Metazoa, Platyhelminthes, Cestoda, Diphyllobothriidea, Diphyllobothriidae.